ACUUUCACACCCAAAAAAUUGCCCCUCCUUCAGAUCGACAACCCCUCCAUCCCACUUUGAAUGUGCUGGUUGGGAGUAAUGGCUUUCUGCCUGAAAAGAAAACACUAACACUGUAGUUUUUAUAGAUGCAUGAAAAGUACCUGCUAGACAGAGACGUUUCUCGUAGUGUGUAUGUAUACAUAUCAGACAAAUAAUAUUGAAUUAAAUCCGGUGCAGACUAGUGUUUUCCGUUUACGCUCCCUUCCUUUGUUCCUUGUUUUCAAGAUCCGUCUUCGACCCGUUUUGUACCGCAGCAUCAAACACCCACCCACACUCGCACAACUCACACAAAACUUACCCUUCACACAUCCUCGCACCCCAGAAACCCACCCUACUUCAACUCUGUCAACCACCAAACGCGAUACUGUACUAUACUGCCAGGAACAGACAUCAUGCCUCCUAAGAAGUGGGACGACGAAGAGAGCGACGACAGCAGUUCCUCCGGCUCCCCCGUUGUCGGUGCCGGUGCCGCUUCUCGACGCAAGUUUGACGACGAAGAGGACGAUGGCGACGUUCUAGAUUCAUGGGACGCCGAUGACGACUCCGAGGCCGAGCGUGAGAAGGAGCGCAAGGCUGCCGAGGCCAAGCAGAAGGCUGCCGCAGCCGCUGCCGCAGCCAAGAAACCUAAAGGUCAGCGAAUUGCUGAACACCAGGCCGAGCGUGCCCAACAGAGAGCCGGUGCUGCCAAUGUUGAGGAAUAUGAAGAGACAGAGGCCGAGAAGCGUGAGCGACUCCGACGCACCGAACAGGAAGCCGACCUCGCACACGCCGCCGACAUGUUUGGAGAUAUUGGUAUCAGCGCCGGCCGUGCCAAGUCCCGUCCUGCUACUGUCGUCGUCGACUCCAACGACCCUACCAAGACCAUCGACAUUUCCAAGCUGCCUCUCUUCCAGCCUAAGACCAAGGCCCAGUUCGAGACUCUCCGCACCACUCUUACUCCCAUCAUCUCAGCCAACUCGAAGAAUGCCCACUACAGCCUGUUUCUCCAGGAUUUCACAAAGGCUCUUGCUAAGGAUAUGCCCAGCGAACAGAUCAAGAAGCUCGCUAGUACAAUGACUGCUCUGGGCAACGAGAAGAUGCGAGAGGAGAAGGCUGCCGAUAAAGGAGGCAAGAAGACAAAGGCUGCCAAGACCAAAACGUCGCUGGUUACUGGUCGCGCUAACGCCGCCGACACCACGACUUACGACGAUGCUGAUGAUUUUGGAGAUGAUGACUUUAUGUGAAACGUUGUUAAACAAUACAGCAAGGGUAGCUUUCAUCCAGAAGCUAAACCGCUGCUUCCCAUUUUAACUUAUACCUAUCUGCCCCCUAUCCAUCGAGUCGACUGUUCGCCAAGUUGGGCGACUCGAGACAUGCCGUUGACGCAAACAACACCCUGUGGUUUCAAGAUACUGCCAUGAAGCCCUCUUGGGUGCUCGGACAUAAGAAGGGCAGUAGAGAGAGGGUGGUGGAUCGGAGAGAAGUGUGCCUUAGACUCAAAAGAUGGUGAAUACACGGAAGAGUGGAGGGCGCCAAGGAUCAUACAUGGGAACGAUGCGGAACCAGCUUCACAGAGCAUAUUUCGUGCUCUUAGCAUACUCUUCAUACGGGCUUAGUUAUAUGGAAUUGCUUUUGACGACCAGACGCCACGGGCAUCUGAGGCAUAUGUUGAUUAGUGUCUCGGUUCGGAACUCGUUAGAUAAAAACUAGAGGGCGCUUUGCAAUGUAUUGGAAGAAAUGGCACACUGUUGGGUCUGGUCUGCAUAGCUCAUAGAUCAUGUUCAUUCGUAUACCGGAGGCUACUUAUGCUAUUUCAUGUGAUGAACGCUGCCACUAUGGCAAGGGUAUCUCAUCAGUUACCGCCCAUCAUGUUGCUCCUAUAAGCGAUUAAGGAGUAGAGUAAAAUCACGGACGAGGUCCUCAUCGUUCAUAUAUAAAAUUCCACCAACGCCAGCCACAGUCAGCCGUAUCAUAAACUUUCCAAUCUUGAACGCCUUCGUCGCCUUUCCUUUACACAAGUCAUUGCUCUUACACAACGCCGAUAAAAUAUACAAAGUCGCACACGUAUCGUCAUUCGACCCCCAUGCUCCGUUUAUACUCGAGCAGAGCAGGAGCCCGUGGCAGGGAACUCACACCACAUUGCCCGCCAUUCCCAUAAAGAGGGCAUGGACCGCAAGCGACAAGGUCCAGAACCCAACCUUUUUGAAUCGCCGAACACGGCUCUGUUGGUUUUCGACGUCAUUCGCAAAUGCAUCAUAUGUCUCCGCUGACAUAUCGUUCAUUAGACCACAGUCAAAGAUCGACCAGCUACCAUCGAAGUCGCUGGCUCGUUUCACGAUGCGGCAAUUGAUUGGUAUAUAUGUCUUCUUCGCGUUGAUAUAAGCGACGAUAGGACGGACCAGUGCCUGGUUGACGUAAGACAUAUCCUUGGUGAAGAGAGGUACUGCAGCUUUGACAUCGUUCAUGGAGAUCCGGAGGUCCAUGAUAAGGUAGCGACGCUCAUCCUCACUUGUCUGUGGCUCGACGGCUGGCUUUUCGCCGUGAAUAUCUCCAGCUGAGUCUGAAAGGUGCCCUGAUGUAAGAAGAGCAGGGCCUUGCUCUUGGAUGUUGCGCAUGAAGCGGUGCCUGUUUGUGUCGACGAUUUCUUCAAGCUGGUCGUAGAAGUCGGCCAUGACCUUGGUGAUGCCCUCGUCGGUGUCAGCGGGAAACAUGACAUCAGCAACAAUAUCAACAUUCCCUUCGUAUAUCCAGCCAAAAGGCCCUUCAACACCACGGUUGAGAUGGUCUAUCUUCAACCCAUCAAUUCGGAGCCGACUGAACUUUUUCCACGCCUUAGGAUCACCAAAACCGACCGAAGCUUCUGGGUCACCAUUGCCACUAGGUACCACGCCGUGGACUUGUCGGGGAUGGAUCGUAAACAGAGAACCAUCGUAAGACCCUGACAUAUGGUUGGCCGAAAGGAAAUCGUAGAACAGCCACUGCUUGCGAAGCUGGGGCAGCUCGCAAGAGAAGAUGCUGAUAGAGAAUGGCCGGAACCCGCCCGGUUGAUGAACGGUGAGUAAUAGGUCCUCCAUCUUGAACUUUUCGAUCUCAAAAUCUCCUGGUUGGUGCUUGUGACGAUAUGACAGAGGAUCGACCUCCUCGGCUGGCCAUGUCACUGAAGUUCGGUCAAUGACACCGCGAACACCCUUGAUUUCAACAUCUUUCAACAAUCCCUUGCCAUUCCACCAGUUCAGGAAUGACAACGUGACAUUGACCGUUGAAAGAGUGACAUCAAAUUGAGUGUAGUUUCCAUCGUCCUCAGUUUCAGACGUUCCCACGAGAUCUGCUUUGCGACCAGCAGCAGCCUCGGCGGCAGCAUCCGACGAGCCUUUGCUUACGGAUGAGACGUUGCCUUGGCCAGGUCGUCGAGACACAAAAACGUUGCGGAAAGAGAUAACAUUAUCACGCCACUUGGGAACAAUAGCAGACUCGAAAACAACGGUAACGCCAGCAGACUGUGUCAAAUAGUCACCUACCCAUUGCGCGAGUGUUUCUGGUGUACAUUAGCAUGUAGAUACUUCGUGCGAAACACUCUAUCAUACCUUGGGCAACAACAGUGUUGAUUGACAAAAUGAUCAGGGAGAAGAAGGUGGUUGUUCCGACGAUAAUCCAAGCGAGGUGGCCGAAGAGAAACCACGAAACAAAAGCACCCCAUUCGUCAAUAUUCCACGGUCUCAUACUUCUAAUCGACACCCAUUUUAAACGAACCUUGAGUCGCUGCCAAAAGCCGUUGGCGGCCUCGAGCAGUUCCUCUUUGGUUGGCCGAUGCGGCAUUCUCGGCAGGUGUAGAUAGGACAUGUAAGAGACUGGCUCAGACUCCGACCCUGUAGGGUCUUGUUUCCCGAGUUGACUGGAAACAUCUUUGCUUAUUUCGUUUAAUGUCGAAGCCUUGACCCUUUUCAGAUCUUCUGUUGUUUUAGCUGGUGUGGUGGAAACAUCCGUGAUAUCCUUGCCGCAAGAGCAUUUUGACCCAUUACCCUCACUGCUACCACUACCACUGUACAGUCGUUGCUGUUGCCAUGGCUUCGAUGACCAACAUGACCAGUGGGAUAUUAUACGAGUUGAGGUGUGCGUCGUAAGAGGGAUUAUUCGCUCGGGAACAAAUUUUCGAGGUUGAAUUGUAUGGCGCAAUGAAGAGGCUGGCGUGACAGGCACCACAUUGUCUGAGAUUGGAUCAAAAGUCUGACAUUUUUGGUGUGAAUGAAUAAAUCGAGUAUUUGAGGGCACGAUUGUCGCAGGUAAGAAUGACCAUUUCCGACUAAUUUCUGCAAGAGGACGUAUGGUAAUCGAAGAGAAUGUUGCUGGAGAAGAAUUGAAGCAGAUCCCAAAGCAACGCCCGAUCAGAGAAGAGGGGAUACCCUUGGCCAUCAUUCCAGCAUCAUGGUGCCUAACUGAAAAACAAUACGACACCGAGAACGUAAACAGGGCGAAGUCAGAGCCAAACGAACUUUGUUGUUGUAGUUAGGACAGAAGCAAGAUUACGGAGGAGGAGUUGGUCGGAGUUAAUGAUCGACAGAUUCCGUCACUGCAAAUGCUAACCAAAGCUGCACUUCCAUGGUUCUGGUUGGAAAAG
This is a messenger RNA of Fusarium odoratissimum NRRL 54006, 4633 nucleotides long. Its product is annotated as translation initiation factor 3 subunit J. The record is from RefSeq and is a predicted model, not a curated record. Gene Ontology annotation, cellular component: eukaryotic translation initiation factor 3 complex; cytoplasm. Gene Ontology annotation, molecular function: translation initiation factor activity. Lineage: Eukaryota; Fungi; Ascomycota; Sordariomycetes; Hypocreales; Nectriaceae. Bases 432 to 1262 code for a protein of 276 amino acids. The transcript has 4 exons.